AGCUUUCGCUGGUGGUCAUUAAAUUAAACUCUGGUUCGUAUCCACCGAGCGAGCGCCUUUCCCAAUGGAGGAGCGUCUACAGCGGACCGGUUGCCUUCGGAAAUCUUUUGAGAGAACACAUCUUUUUCAUUGGACCUCCUCUCUCCUGAUGUAAGGAUCUACUUUUUGAAAGGACUAGUUUAACUUCCACCCCUUCGCAGCACCCGCGUUAUUGCACCGAUACCCCUCUGAUGUCCGCCCGGUAGCAGCCACAACCGCAGCUUCCCCAGACCCCCAUCGCGUGCCGCUUGCCAAUGCAAACCAAGCAUAAGUGGGGAGAAGCGCUCCGUGGGUCUCCCUCCUCCAUGGCUUCUUUUCCCUCCAUCCUCCCCCUUCCCCUCGUCUCCCUCUUCUUCCUCCUCUCCAUCCCUCCAGUGGCUCCUAUCCAGCCCCAAUGGCCCCUGCAACGCGUCCCUGUGGUCUUACCCCAGAUGACAGAGGACCGACCCGCCCCUCACUUCCAGGCUGACGCCCGAUUGGACGUCACCUCCCCAUGUGACCCAGAAUGCCACAAGAAGGCUCUUCCCCCCAGCUACUGGGACCUGCGUAGCAUCCUGUCAUACGAGACACUCCAUAGCAACGGUCGCCUCACCGAAACCGCCGUGGGGAUCUACGGGUACACCGCCCCCACCCAGACCACGCCGGCACUGCCUUCCCGACGCAAACGUCAGAUCUUUGGCCAUGACGGGCGUUUCAGCAUUGUAGGGCAAGACUUCCUGUUGAACUACCCAUUCUCGGCAGCGGUCAAGCUGUCCACCGGGUGUUCCGGAACACUGGUGGGCGACCGGCACGUUCUGACCGCCGCCCACUGCGUCCACGAUGGGAAGAACUACGUGAAAGGGGCGCAAAAGCUCCGGGUGGGUUUCCUGAAGCCAAAGCAGCGUGACUCUCCCAAUCCGGCCUCUGCCACCAAUGCAUCCAACACCCAUCCAUCACCCCCAGAUAAGAUGAAGUUCCAGUGGAUUCGUGCCAAGCGCACCCAUGUGCCCAAAGGCUGGAUCAAGGGCAACGGCAACGACAUCGGAAUGGACUACGACUACGCCUUGUUAGAGCUCAAGAAGGCCCACAAACGACGCCACAUGAAGCUGGGCGUCUCCCCGCCGGCAAAGCAGCUGCCCGGGCGCAGGGUCCAGUUCUCCGGCUAUGACAACGACCGGCCGGGACAGCUGGUCUACCGGUUCUGCCGGGCUGGAGAGGAGACGCCAGACCUGCUCUACCAGCACUGUGACGCCCAGCCCGGGGCCAGCGGCUCGGGGAUCUACGCUCGUAUGUGGGACCGGAGGAGGCGGCGCUGGGAGAGGAAGGUGAUCGGGGUGUUCUCAGGGCACCAGUGGGUGGAUCGAGACGGGGCGUCGCAAGAGUUUAACGUGGCAGUGAGGGUGACGCCUCUGAAAUACGCCCAGAUCUGCUACUGGAUCAAAGGAAACUAUGUAGACUGCCGAGAAGGAUGAGGAAGAGGUGGACAUGUCAUGCACAUACUGUACACACACACACACACACAUACAGAGGAUUGAUGGAGGACAAAGGGGGUCUUCACUUCCAUUGCUGAGGAAGUUGACAAGUGGACAUGUCAUUCAUACACGUGCAGAACACACUUCAUCAUGCAUUAAUACGGUUUCAUUACUAAUACAUACCAUUGUUCUGCAUGCAGAGACAUCCCUCCCAACACACAACUAGAACGACUCACAUUUACAUCCAGGAAGUCCUACUGUACAUACAUCCAUCCUCACUAACCCUUCCCAUCGCACAUUAAAUAAAAUGUAAAACAUGUAUUCGUGCCCUUCUUACUGCAUGAUCAACACUGUGCUUUGAAACACAACUGAAAGGUGUUAUGACUGAGCUUCAGAAGAUGGCUUUGACCAGGGACUCCCUGUACUUUAGAUGUCUUUGACCAGGGACUCCCUGGACCAGGGUGUUAUGACUGAGCUUCAGAAGAUGGCUUUGACCAGGGACUCCCUGUACUUUAGAUGUCUUUGACCAGGGACUCCCUGGACCAGGGUGUUAUGACUGAGCUUCAGAAGAUGUCUUUGACCAGGGACUCCCUGUACCAGGGUGUUAUGACUGAGCUUCAGAAGAUGUCUUUGACCAGGGACUCCCUGGACCAGGGUGUUAUGACUGAGCUUCAGAAGAUGUCUUUGACCAGGGACUCCCUGUACCAGGGUGUUAUGACUGAGCUUCAGAAGAUGUCUUUGACCAGGGACUCCCUGGACCAGGGUGUUAUGACUGAGCUUCAGAAGAUGUCUUUGACCAGGGACUCCCUGGACCAGGGUGUUAUGACUGAGCUUCAGAAGAUGUCUUUGACCAGGGACUCCCUGGACCAGGGUGUUAUGACUGAGCUUCAGAAGAUGUCUUUGACCAGGGACUCACUGGACCAGGGUGUUAUGACUGAGCUUCAGAAGAUGUCUUUGACCAGGGACUCCCUGUACCAGCAUGUUAUGAGCUUCAGAAGAUGUCUUUGACCAGGGACUCCCUGGACCAGGGUGUUAUGACUGAGCUUCAGAAGAUGUCUUUGACCAGGGACUCCCUGGACCAGGGUGUUAUGACUGAGCUUCAGAAGAUGUCUUUGACCAGGGACUCCCUGGACCAGGGUGUUAUGACUGAGCUUCAGAAGAUGGCUUUGACCAGGGACUCCCUGGACCAGCGUGUUAUGACUGAGCUUCAGAAGAUGGCUUUGACCAGGGACUCCCUGGACCAGGGUGUUAUGACUGAGCUUCAGAAGAUGUCUUUGACCAGGGACUCCCUGGACCAGCGUGUUAUGAGCUUCAGAAGAUGUCUUUGACCAGGGACUCCCUGGACCAGGGUGUUAUGACUGAGCUUCAGAAGAUGUCUUUGACCAGGGACUCCCUGUACCAGGGUGUUAUGACUGAGCUUCAGAAGAUGUCUUUGACCAGGGACUCCCUGUACCAGGGUGUUAUGACUGAGCUUCAGAAGAUGUCUUUGACCAGGGACUCCCUGGACCAGGGUGUUAUGACUGAGCUUCAGAAGAUGUCUUUGACCAGGGACUCCCUGGACCAGGGUGUUAUGACUGAGCUUCAGAAGAUGGCUUUGACCAGGGACUCCCUGGACCAGGGUGUUAUGACUGAGCUUCAGAAGAUGGCUUUGACCAGGGACUCCCUGGACCAGCGUGUUAUGACUGAGCUUCAGAAGAUGGCUUUGACCAGGGACUCCCUGGACCAGGGUGUUAUGACUGAGCUUCAGAAGAUGUCUUUGACCAGGGACUCCCUGGACCAGCGUGUUAUGAGCUUCAGAAGAUGUCUUUGACCAGGGACUCCCUGGACCAGGGUGUUAUGGUGAAGAGAACAUUUAAUGCACUGAAAGGAUGAAAUAGGAGGAACAAGAAGAUGUGUAAGAGAUUGGUGGAGACAGAUGCAGUUUCACUGCUAAUUCUAUAGAUUGUCAGAGCUCUGUUGGGACAACUUUUUUUUCUUCUGUUAUUGCCAAUGAAUGUAACCCUGUCAUCAACCAAAGGUGCUACCCUGCUCUUAAAAAAUGUAAACUCAAGGUAUAGACUGUCACAGUACAAACGGUUGGUGUUUCAAAUGGACCCAAGUAAAAUAUCCAUAGCUCCCCCUGCUGGGCCAAAUAGAACACUACAGGCCACUUUGAUGACAGCAGUGUUGACUCUGGAACACUGACCCUCAACUACUCAUGAUCAUGAUAUGCACUUUGUCAAACCUUAUGGGUGAGCUAUUUUUCUGUUUCAAAAACAAUUGUGCAGCAAUAUAUAUAUAUAUAUAUCAACUUUAUAAUGCUUUGGAAUAAAAUGCAUAAUGUGG
Molecule: messenger RNA, 3815 nt
Organism: Oncorhynchus keta (chum salmon)
Lineage: Eukaryota; Metazoa; Chordata; Actinopteri; Salmoniformes; Salmonidae
Product: serine protease 23-like
Biological process (GO): proteolysis
Molecular function (GO): serine-type endopeptidase activity
Source: RefSeq, a predicted model, not a curated record